ACAGAGCGUAAGGUGCGUCUUCGGUGUUACUGCACGAUGCUGGCCAGUAGAUCAAAUGAAAGAUGUAUUAAUCAGCUGCCCAAUGCUGGCACUAUGAACCCUUCUACAUCCACCAGGAGUGAAAGUGACUGGCAAGGGCUAGUGAGCGAGUUUCUGAUAUGCAAACGUAAGCUGGACAGUAAGAAGGAGGCUCUGCUGAUUCUGUCCAAAGAGUUAGACACAUGCCAGCAGGAGAGAGACCAGUACAAGCUGAUGGCCAACCAGCUGCGUGAGAGACAUCAGGGCCUGAAGAAAAAAUACAGAGAACUUAUUGAUGGAGAUCCUACGUUACCACCUGAGAAACGCAACCAGGUAAAUCUGGCUCAGCUGUUGAGGGAUUCACGGGACAGAAAUAAACAGUUAACAGAGGAAGUGAAGGAGCUGACUCAGAGACUCACUGAGGCUCAGGGUGACAACAAGCUUUUGAGAAUGACAAUCACGAAACAGAGGCUUGGGGAUGAUGAAGUUGGGGUCAGGCACUUCCCAGCUCACGAGCGUGAGGAUCUAGUCAGGCAGUUGGAGGAAGCAGGAUUACAGAGAGAAGAUCUGGAGAACAGCCUAAAGGCAGUGAGCGAUGAAUUGGAGGAUGUAAAGGCAGAAAGGACCGUAUACAAGGAGAAAGCCGAUCGCCUCAACCACGAGCUCAACCAUGUGCUGGGUGGUGGAGGCAAACGCAUUGUGGACGUGGACGCUCUUUGCAUGGAGAACAGGUAUUUGCAUGAGAGGUUAAAACAAGUUCAAGAAGAAGUCAGUCUGCUGAAAGCAAACAUCGUGAAAUAUAAGAGUGCUCUGGACCAGAGAAAGAACCUGAAAACAAGUGGCAAAUCUAACACUAGUGCACUUACUGGUGUGCUCUCAGCCAAACAGGUGCAAGAUUUAUUGUCGGAGGAUAAUGGAUGUGGUCUUCCAGUCACGCCUCAGUCUCUCUCUGAUCUGAAGUCUCUGGCCAUGGCCCUGCUGGAAACAAUUCAUGAAAAGAACAUGGUUAUUCAGCACCAACGGCAGACUAACAGGAUUCUGGGGACCCGAGUUGCUGAGCUUGAAAAUAAACUGAAGACUCUGGAGGUUUCUGGGCUUUGGAGUUUACCAGGUCUGACCUACAACAUUUCAGUGGGAUUAGGGACAGGAGGUAAAGAUGCCAUUAUUCUGACUGAGAGUCAACACACCACGCCUCCCUCCUCUCUUGGCCUUCCCUUACAGCCUGUGCCCAGUGAACGGCUGACUGAUUCGCAGCCCCCUGCAGAUGACAGGACAGGAAGUGGAGGGUUAUUGCCAUGGGAACUAGACACAGCUGGCGAUGACAGCUUCCUGAACGUGUGGCCUCGCUCCCGCCCCAGUCCAGAUGGAGGUGUAGACGAGAUGGAGACACCUGUCACCUCUGAGCAACAGGAGGACACGCAUUCUUGCGGACUGGAAACCACGAGGCAGACGGAGCGGCGGCUACGCGAUGAUGAAGUUGGGACGGUCGCAGAGAUGCAGCCGGUCAAAAAGCAGCAUCCUGUUGUAGAGGAAGGGGAAGUUGUUGAAGUGGAUGGCAGCUUGACUGUGGAGGAAGGUGAAGAUGCUGCCAUGGCACUGGCUUCUCCACCGUCUGAUAGCUCUGACUAUUCUCCACGUCUUGGUUCAAUGUGCAUCUGUGACCAAAGCCAGCAUGAGGACUAUAUCCAUCAUGAUUUUGGACAGAUUUUAGGUGUAGCUACUGAUCCUGAUGAUGUAUUGGAACAGAAGUUCUCAAGUCUUGUAUCUAUUUCCAAAGAGCCUACACUGGCUUCACCUCUUACACCUAGGUGGGAUCUGGACUAUCAAUCCGGAGAGACUGAUAGCUGUCACAGUGAAAGUGUGGCUUAAAUUUUGACUAAAGAAUUCGCGAGAAUUACAUUUCAGAAAGUUUUUUUUUUCAUUUCUUGUCUGUUGCCCUGUGGGUUCCAUAUUUUCCCUGAAAAGGCCUUAAUAUUUAGUCAUUGUCCUCGAUUAGACAUUGUACAAAAGAACAAAUGUGAAACAUGGAACACACAGAGCCCAGGUGUAAGUUACUUAAAGUGUGCGUAUUUUACACUUGCAAUCUCAAGAUGCAGGAAUCCUCUUGCAGAUUAAAACCAGAGUAUGUAUUAGUGAUUUUUGUGCUUUUUCAUUCUACUGUAUACAUCUUUGUCUGUUUAUUUGCUAUAGGCUAAAUUUACAAUCACUGAUUAUGAAUUAAGUUUAUUGUUGGAAAAAAAAAAUCAUCAACAAUGAUUUGUCUUCCAAAAAUAGGAAUAAGCUUAUUCUGAACUUUAUUAAAAUGCAUGUAUAUUCUAAACUGGAUUAAUACCUGUACAUAUAUUACACCAGCGACAAGAAUAAGGUGUAAAAGAAUAGUUCAAUAUCUUUUAUGUUCACACUUUGUCAACAUGCUAUUGUUGUUAUGGUACAUAUUUCUGCAGCCUUGAAAGUUUCAGUCUUCUCUACUUCCUUUUGUUUUUUUCUUUUUGUAGCAUGUUUAGCUCCUUUUUAUAAAGUCAGCAAAAUACUUUGUGUAUAUCAGACGGAUGCUGUAAUUUUCAAAGAACCUUGAAGAGUUGUUGUACAAAUUACAUUUAAAUCACAAAUGAUUUACGGAAGAUUGUUUCACAUCAUGAAGGUAUUGCUGUUAAUACAACUAAUUACACACUAAUUUAAAUGUUUACAAUUGUAUAUUUGUGGUUGCACUCCGCUUUUUGCUGCAUGUGCCUUACCAAAAUGAACAGGUUUUUUUUUAGGAGGUAUGAGAUGGACAUGAUAGGAUGAUAGACAUGUUUUUUUUGUUUGUUUUGUUUUUUUAGUCUGUGGCAUUAAGUUAAUGUCAGAUAUCUUGUUUAUGACAUGUAUAUCCUAUGGCAUAACUGUUUAAUUAAAUAUUAAUAUAUAUUUUCUCAAAA
This is a messenger RNA of Clarias gariepinus (North African catfish), 2936 nucleotides long. It is a transcript of the gene ccdc149a, whose product is annotated as coiled-coil domain containing 149a. The transcript has 13 exons. Lineage: Eukaryota; Metazoa; Chordata; Actinopteri; Siluriformes; Clariidae. The coding region runs from base 37 to 1887 and encodes 616 amino acids. The record is from RefSeq and is a predicted model, not a curated record.